Molecule: messenger RNA, 5486 nt
Organism: Cyprinodon tularosa
Lineage: Eukaryota; Metazoa; Chordata; Actinopteri; Cyprinodontiformes; Cyprinodontidae
Exons: 10
Coding region: 512-3925 (1137 amino acids)
Biological process (GO): regulation of cellular localization; establishment or maintenance of cell polarity; centrosome cycle
Cellular component (GO): cell cortex; nucleus; apical plasma membrane
Molecular function (GO): protein kinase C binding
Source: RefSeq, a predicted model, not a curated record
UACGCAACAGAGAGCGUCACUCGGCAGAAGGGAUUGCGGGGCAAGGACGAAAUUAAAGCGAGCAUUUUUGAAUUCCAUUUUUGUUAAUCCCACUGAUUUUCUGAAGGGAUUAGCGGACCGAGUAAGAUAGAGGCACCAUUUGGCUCGCCUGGCUCUGAGCUGAUCGGGAGCUGCAGACAUUAAGUGUUUAUAGAGACGCGCCGUGAAAUCUUGAUGUCAGUUUCAAUUUUUAUUUUAAUUUUUUGAUCUCUCUGGACACAUUCUGGCCUCUUCCAUCUUAAUUUUUUGUUGCUUUUCUUAACACUUGGUCCAGGAGCGAUGGAAUUACCGCCAGCGCGCUUUUGACGCACGUUCUGUUGGGAUGCACAUGAAUCUGGGAUGUUGCGCAAGAAUAUAUAACUUCCUGCGGGCGAUUUCAUAUGACAGAACUGAAUAUGCAUUUCAACAUUUCCAUUUUGAGCUAAAUAUCCAGGAUAUAGGUGUAGCCCACUUUUUGUGAAUCACCGAUCCAAUGGAGGAGGAGAAAUCAGAAGGUUACAUUCUUUCUAAAUCCACUUGUCCUGUACCCACUGGGCUUCCCAUCAACUGGGGACUCAUAACCGGCCCUGUUCCAGAGCCUGUUUUCCCAGCAUCUUCACUGAGGACCUCACUGCCCCUUCCUCAAAGUUCAGCCUCACAUGCACUACAGACCAAAGUAAAAUCCCUGACUCAGAGAAGAACAAGAGGCAGGGAGAGGGAGAAGGACCGAGAGAAGCUGGACACAGGUGAGGUGCGCAUGGGUUGUCCGCCUGGGCAGAUUUCAUCUGAUGGGCUUCUCAGACAGAGGCAGAGAGCCAAAGGCCAGCUGUUUGUGCCGUCCUCCUCCUGGCGAUCAACUGCAGCUAAAGAUUUCAGUAGCAGCGAUGAAGAUGAGGAGGUAGAAGUUCAGGUCAGACUGGAAAUUCACAGUCCACCAGUGGACCUCCAAACAGAGCAGGAAACAGAAGAAAACGAGGAGAAGAACUCAGAACAAGAUGAAGGCCGGGGCAGCUCAUGUGGGCUUGGGGAGGGCACCAGUAUCGAAAGUCUUCUCUCAGAUAACUCAAGUAGUGGCAAGGACGAGCCAUCCCCUGCACCUCAUCUGCCUGUCCUCUCCUCCUCCAAUUCUAACACAUCUACUUCCCUUUCUCCUACAUGUUUAGCCAGACACUGGGCACCUCCAAAGGGCUUCUGGAGAGAAGCGCGCCCGGAAACUUUGCUUCUCAAUGGGGUUGGCCCUCACAACAUACCGUCAACUUUACCUUUAAAGGACUACACCCAGAUAGAGUCACCGGCGGAACCUCAGAGCAGGUCCAAACCACCUCAAUCUGUCAACAGGAAUGAGGCAGAAAGUGUUGUUGAGGACACUGAAGAGGCAUCAGUUUUUAAACAUUCAGAUAGUGUGGAAUUUUACCUGGACAGAGGGGAAAAAAGUGAAGCAGAUGGGGCUGAUUCGACAAAACAGCUGUGCAGUUCGGACAGCUGGGAAAACAUGUCUUCUCAAAGUGGAGUGCUGCAUGCCGAUCUGAAGCUUAGGGUGAAGGAGAGGGCCUACGCAAAGCUGAGGGAAAGACAACAAAACUGCAGAGAGAUGCAAGAUCGCCGUGGAGGAGAAAGCGUUGACUAUUAUGGGGAUAUAACAUACAGAGUUGAUUAUAAAGUAUCAGGGAACCACGAUGUUCUAGAAAGCACAGACACUGAACUUCUUGCUCAGGAACUGGAACCAUAUUUGAGGUCACUUCUGGUAAUAAGCGAUGAGCUACCUCUAAGCCCAAGGCAUGAGCAAGCCAAGCGUCUUCUGGAGCGAGCCAGGCUCAAGGCUCGCUCCAACCACUUCAAAGACAGCCGUCCCCGCCGCUCUCAGUCUGAUCAGAGAUCAUCAGUGAAACAUCAGCAAGUAGAAACUCCCAGUCACACAACAGUGCAUAGAGGUGUUCAAACUAAAGAGGAGCCUCCAUCUCAGGCCUCGUCUGGUCCUCUUCUGGUUCCCACACAAAGAGACACAUCUCCGGGUGAGCAAGCAGGUCGACCCAAACGGUAUGGCUGUUCCCCCACACGUGUACGCUUCGAGGAUGAAUCUGAGAAAGAAGCUGAGUCCCGUUAUUUGGACAGAAUGAGACAACGCGGCAGACCUGGAAUGCCCAAGUCCAGAACAAAAGACAAUAAUACAGACUCCAGCAGCAGUGGCUCGGAGAAGAGCAGAAGCAACAGAAGCAUUUCUUUGCCACCUACUCAGAAACAAGAGGAUCUUGUGACAACUGAUGAAACAACUGUUAUUAAAGAAAUAAUAGUACUGGUGAAAAAAUGUGAAACAUGUGGCUCCGUAGUCAGGGAACCUCAGCCGGUCUCCUCAUCAUCGGAGGUGCAAAACAGUGAGCCACAGCAAAUCGUUGUCCCUGAGGACCCACGGGGGAAAUCAACCCCUGUCUGUGCGCCAUCAAACAAACCAGAAGUGAGCACUCGCCCUAAGGCUCCCCUUACUGUUACGUUUGCUGGAGCUUAUGUGCUGGGAGAAAAUAAGGAAAGCAAUUCAGGAUGGAAGUCUUCAGGCUUUGGAAAACUGAGGAGGCGGAGUAGAAAAGGCGAAAAUCGUUUAGAGUCAGGCCACGGACCUUACGGCCCAUCUUGGGCACAGAGACGAAACUCUAAUCCACGGAAUAGGGUUAACUUAAGCAGAGCUGUUACGUUUGCGCCUGGGAGCCCCGUUGCCUUAGAGCCACAUUUGCUGGAGGCAUCUGGGGGAUUUAGAGAACCGCCCGCCCCUUCGCUACCUAUAAAAUCAGCUCUGAAGUCAAGCUCUAGAAAUCGAUCUGCAGUGAGUCAGUCAACAGUUCAGUUUCACGUGUCUCCAGUUCAGGGAGGAGAUAGUGGGUCCCAAUCUCUAGAUUCCCCAGAGACAAGAAGGGAAUCUCCUAUUUCUUCAAACCAAGGGUCACCAGCAACAAGCAGCCCGGUAUCCUGUAUCAGGCCUUCCACUCUGAGAUACUCCCCAGCUAGACCCCCAACUGAUCUUCCAUCUGCUGAGAUCUGGGAUGCAAAUUCAGAGGUAGUAGGUCUGAAUGGAGAAACUGGUCCUGGUUCAGAAUUUCGAGCUCUGCGUGGCAUGGGUAUGUCUCGGGCUGAGGAUCUAAGAGCUGAACUGCUGAGAGCUGAACAUCUGAAAGCUGAGGCUUUGUGGGAAGAGAGCUCUGAUGGUUCCAGAAAACUUGAUGGAAGGCCAAAGCUUUUCUUGCGUCGUUUCUUUUCUUCCAUCGGACUAAACAGCGUCGGCAGACUUGUAAAAGGUGGUCGCUCCAGUAGCAUGGAACAGCUCAGUCUUCCCACCGUCCAGCGGGCAAGUUCAGCCUCGCCAAGCCCCACACGGAGACCGCAGCCCACCAUUCGUAUACAGAGAACACCCUCGCUGCAAACCCUGAACACAGUGCUCCCACUGGCCCAGCUGCGUAAAGCCUCCUCUGUGCAGAGUUUAGAGAGAAGAACAGAUCGCUCAACAAUUCUGGGAGAGGUCCAGAUACCAUAUGGCUUGGCACCCAGCCCUGAUAGCCCCCAGAUUGAGAUUCACAGGGCCUUAAGUGUUGAAGAUGUAGUUGUGGCCAGAAUGGUUCAUCCAAUGGGCCGAGUUACCCAGGCUUUCCCUGAUGGAACUAUCCUGCUGGAGCUCAUCAAACCCCCCAGUGGACCCUUUGGUUUCGUCAUUUCAAGGGGAAAAGGUCGGCCAGACACAGGUGUAUAUGUCGAGAAAGUCGGUGACGGUGGUGUAGAGGGCCUACUGGGCGUUGGUGAUGAAAUCCUACAGGUUAAUGGGGAGGCAGUGGCAGGACACAGUCUGGACCAGGUGACCCGCCUCAUGACUCGGGAAAGCACUGCAACGCUCCGCAUCUUGCCUGCCCGACGCAAUCUGCGCUGAACUGGCUGGAUAGACCUGGCAAACAGCCUAUUCCCCCUGGAAUCACAAUCACCCACUGCUCAUGCACUGCAAACCGGCUGGAUCGUAUUGUAUAUGUGAGACACAGUAGGUUUUGGUAAUACUAUGAAUAGCCAACAAAGAGAUCAUUUCUUUUAGAGCAAACAAAUUCAGCUGCACAGGGAUCUUAGAUGUUGUGAUUACUGUGUAUUGUGAUAUAGAAUAGGAAUUCAGACCUGGCACCUUUUUAUGACUGAACUAUGAUAAAUAGCUCAAUUCAACGAAUUGUUUUUCUUUUAUAAGAUGCCAGUUUACUACAAAAGUCACUCUUAAGGUACUUUGCAGGACUAGCACUUCCCCUUAAACAUGCAGAAAUAUAUAAUGUACUCAAUACAAUCACAUAGGCAGAUUUAGAUUUGACUGUGUGUAUUUCACUUUGAUCCUAUUUGCAGCUAUCCUCCCUUGAGAGCAAAUAUUCAAUGUGUCACCUUGAUUAAAUUAAAACAAAUUGAAAUGAAUUUAAUUUAUUUGAAUGAACAAAAAUGAGCACUUUUAAAAACAGUCAUCCCCAUGACCGUUUUUGACAUUUUCUGGUAUUACAACCACUAAUUGCAUUGUAUUAUGCUUUGAGAUUGAAGAGUAAUUGCUUUGGGAAUGAAGAUGGGAAAGAAAAUAUUGAAUGGUUUCGACUUCACAACCUAUUACAAUAAUAAAUCUGGAAAGUUUUGUCUCCAUAUGUUUCUAACUUCCUUCAAAUCAAAUAUUUGUACAUGCAUAUUUCAUUUUAGUUUCAGCUACAGAUUAUGAGACCAUUAGGGUGUGUUCCUACUAGCUUAUCUUAUCAACGGUUUGGAAGGAGAGCAUCUGUAUUAAUCAUGACAUAACUCUGCUUCAAAAUACAAUAACUUUACCCUUAUGUGCUCAAACAAGGAAUUCUUGCAUCUGUUGGAUCCAUUGAAGCCUGUUGAUUACUUUAACAGUUUCAUGUCUCACCCUGCUAACCUGAAACAAGUGAGACAGUAACGAUUCUUAAUUAGAUCCAACAGAUACACAAACUCAUAAUAUUUAGGAUUAAUUAAACGCUGAUGGACUUGGAUUUUGAUUUUGAGACACUUGAUGGUACUGAAUUUUAUUGAGGGUAUAAGAGUUAAGGCGGCUGAACACAAAUGCACAUAAAUGCCAUGUGGCGGAAAACCAUACACUAUUUCACUUUUACUAGAUAAAAUAAAACAUAUAUAGAUUUGUGGUUGUUAUAGGGAAAGAAAACAAACAGGAAUAAAUAAAAAAUGUAUCACUUUUAUUUAAAAAUAUAUCAGUUUAAUAUAAAAUAAUAUCUGGAAUUUCAUUUUUAUAUGUUUAGUUUGGUCACAUUUGUCACAUUUAAAACUGCCUGGUAUUUCUGUCUUUUUUUUCAGAUAAGUGUCAAAUUGUAAAGAAUCUGAUAUUGCUCAGUCCAAAGACAACAGAUAAAAGUCUGUUUUAGUGAGAUGGCCAUUGUGUGGACCACAUGCUUCCAAACAUUGCUUUCACACCACUAGCUGUUAUUUACAUUUUUUUUUUUGGU